Populus euphratica (Euphrates poplar) is the source of this 1280-nucleotide messenger RNA. Its product is annotated as gibberellin 2-beta-dioxygenase 8-like. The transcript has 3 exons. The coding region runs from base 135 to 1133 and encodes 332 amino acids. NCBI's taxonomy places the organism in Eukaryota, Viridiplantae, Streptophyta, Magnoliopsida, Malpighiales, Salicaceae. The record is from RefSeq and is a predicted model, not a curated record.
CAAGUUUGUAUUAGACUGCACUCCCACGUUGCCUUGCUUUAUAUAAACUGAAGAAUGACUCGUUUUACUUUUAAAAUCUGAGAAACAUCACAUUCUUUCCUUCACCCUCAUUCGUCCCUCUCCCCUUCAUAACAAUGGAUCCUCCAUUUGAAGAGAAAUACAAAUCCCUCUUAACCAAUGGUACUCUAUUAUCAAAAGACAAGGAUGAUGUUAUAAUGAGUUAUUACGAGGAGCAUGAGCUGCCUAUCAUAGAUCUUCACCGUUUGACUCUCUCCUUCUCGGAAAGAGAGCAAUGUAUAAAAGAGAUAAGGCGGGCUGCACGUGAAUGGGGCUUCUUUCAAGUUGUGAAUCAUGGGAUUCCACAGGAGAUUUUGGAGCGCAUUCAACUGGAGCAAAGGAAGCUUUUCCAUCAUCCAUUCAGCAAAAAGGCUGAAGAAAACAUUUUGAAUUUGUCUGAAAACAAUGGUUACAGAUGGGGUAACCAUACAGCCACUUGUUUGAGGCAGAUAUCAUGGUCAGAGGCCUUCCACAUGCCUCUUACAGAUAUUUCAAAAAUUGGUGGUGACAACAAGAGUCUCAGAGAGAGCAUUGAAGCUUACGCAGCAACAGCUGAGAAAUUGGCUAAAGAGAUGACAGAGAUUCUAGCUGAGAAUCUGGAUGUUUCCUCCACUUACUUUCAAGAGAAUUGUCUGCCGGAAACUAAUUAUCUUCGAAUGAACAGAUAUCCUCCAUGUCCAUUCUAUUCUGAGGUGUUUGGCAUACUGCCUCAUACCGAUAGCUGUUUCGUCAAUGUAUUAAUUCAAGACCAGAUUGGAGGAUUGCAACUUUGGGUAAAUGGAGAAUGGAUUAGCGUUAAACCUCAUCCAGAAGCUCUACUAAUUAAUCUUGGUGACUUAUUUCAGGCAUUGAGCAAUGAUGUUUACAAAAGCAUUAGGCAUCGGGUGCUUGCCUCCAAACAAGUUGAAAGGCUUUCUUUGGCAUAUUUGUAUUGCCCCAGAAAUGAUGCUGUCAUAGAGAGUGGAAUGAAGCCAUCAAUUUAUAGGAAGUUCACAUUCGAAGAGUUGAUGAAGCAAAAUUCAAGGGACAUUGAAGAAACAGGCUGCAAACUCGGGAUCUCGAGGUUUCUCAUGUGAAUAUGAGCAUAUUGUGCAAGAACAUUUGAUCAGGACUGAAUAAAAUUUUCUUACUAGUGCUGCUAAAAAUAUUUAUCUGUCAUGAAACAAGAAUAGUAAAUAAAGGUGGGAAUGAGUCGCCUCAUGAACAAUUGUAACUUAAUUGAG